GUAAAGUAAAACCAUUUACAACUAGACAAAGACAUCAAUCAUGUCAGAUUUCUACUAAUUCUUUUAUUAAUCAAAUUAAUUAUUUAAUUCAAAAACCACUUAUUUUACACCACUAUAAGUAGCCCUCUAAUUUAUCAAUCUUCUCACACUCACACUCACACACACUACCAAAUACAUCUUCUUUCCCAGUUUCAUCACCACAUUUAUUAUUUUCAUCAGUUACAUAUCCCUUCAAUCGCAAUGGCCACAUCUCAGGUUGCGUCAGCUCCAACGCCACUAACGGAGACUGUUAAAACUGAGGAGGUGAAGACCGUUGUAGAGGCCUCAAAAAAAGAAGAGGUGGCUGCAACACCAGCCCCCGAGGUGGUGACCGAGGAAGUAACCAAAGAAGAGGUGGCAGCACCACCAGCUGCCCCCGAGGUGGUGCCCGAGGAACAAGUGAAAGCAACCGAAGAAGAGGUGACAUCAACCGAGGUUGUGACCAAAGAACAAAAGAAAGCAACCGAAGAAGAGGUGGCGGCACCUGUUGCUCCUGUAGCCGAGACUAAGGAGGUUACAGUAGAAGAGACCGUGGCGGAAGAUAAAACCAAAGAAGUUACACCAAAAGAGCCGGUGGAAGAAAAAAUAGAAGCUGAAGCUCCAAAGGAGGUUGUUGUUGAGGAGACUAAGGAAGAAGCUCCCAAAUGCACUGAUGCACCGGCAACUGAGGAGGAGAAACCAGCCGAAGCUGUGGCGCCGGCUGCGAAAGAGGAGUGAGGGUUUCGCGGUAUCCAGCAUGUUCAAAGUUUGUUUUCUAUUGUUUCUUUCAGUUUGUUAUUUUAGUAUUAUGUAUUGGGGUUUCAAAGCAGAAAUAAUAUUAGCUUGUUGAGUCCAAAAAGCACUAUGUUAUGAUGCAUAAUUAAAUGUUUACCUGAGUAUGGCUUUCUGAUGGAAUAUUGAACCGUAAAUUAUUUUACUUAA
This is a messenger RNA of Olea europaea var. sylvestris, 960 nucleotides long. RefSeq names its product patellin-1-like. The coding region runs from base 241 to 756 and encodes 171 amino acids. The transcript is spliced from 2 exons. The record is from RefSeq and is a predicted model, not a curated record. NCBI's taxonomy places the organism in Eukaryota, Viridiplantae, Streptophyta, Magnoliopsida, Lamiales, Oleaceae.